Messenger RNA from Erinaceus europaeus (western European hedgehog), 1278 nucleotides. Its product is annotated as RNA polymerase II subunit A C-terminal domain phosphatase SSU72-like. NCBI's taxonomy places the organism in Eukaryota, Metazoa, Chordata, Mammalia, Eulipotyphla, Erinaceidae. The record is from RefSeq and is a predicted model, not a curated record. The transcript has a single exon. Gene Ontology annotation, molecular function: RNA polymerase II CTD heptapeptide repeat phosphatase activity. Gene Ontology annotation, biological process: termination of RNA polymerase II transcription. The coding region runs from base 76 to 735 and encodes 219 amino acids. Gene Ontology annotation, cellular component: nucleus; mRNA cleavage and polyadenylation specificity factor complex.
CCGGCUCGUCCCCGCUCGCGUCUGUGGCAGCGCGGCACCCGCGAAGCAGCCCCUCGGGUCGCAGGAGCCGAAGAUAUGGCCUCCCGCCUCAAAGCAUCGGCCAGGAAGGGCAAGGGGUCGCAGGGCGCGUUGGUGGCAUCGUUCGCCCCGCAGCCCCCGCAGACCCUGCGCGUGGCCGUGGUGUGCUCCAGCAACCAGAACCGCAGCAUGGAGGCGCACAGCAUCCUCAGCAAGCGCGGCUUCCACGUCCGCUCCUUCGGGACGGCCAGCCAAGUGAAGCUUCCCGGCCCGACACCCGACAGGCCCAACGUGUACGAUUUCCAAACCACGUACGAGCAGAUGUACAACGACCUGCUUCAGAAGGAUGGUGAGCUCUACACCCAGAACGGCAUCCUGCACAUGUUGGAACGGAACAAGAGAAUCAAGCCCCGGCCUGAGAGGUUCCAGAAUUGCAGCGACUACUUCGACCUGAUCUUCACCUGCGAUGAGCGCGUGUACGACCUGGUGCUGGAGGAUCUCAACUCGAGGGAGCAGGAGACCUACCAGCCGGUGCACGUGAUCAACGUGGACAUCCCCGACAACCUGGAGGAGGCCACGCUGGGCGCCUUCCUCAUCUGCAAGCUCUGCCAGUACAUCCAGUACAUGGAUGACAUGGAUAGCGAGCUCGAUGAACUGCUGCUGGAGUUCGAGGAGAAGAGCGGCCGCCCCUUCCUGCACACGGUCUGCUUCUACUGAGUGAGGUUCGAGCCCCGAGGUGGCUCUUUGAGCACCUCUCUCUCCGUCUCUGCCGCUGUUUUUCUUUUCCAUCUCGUUUCUUUGAUUUCUAGGGACUCUGCCUCUGGACCGUAGUAAUACCCAGCUCCAUUUGAAAUGAGAAGAGUGUACAAACGCCAGCUUUCAGAAGUAAAGGUUUUUGCUUCGGUUCACAAACUGUAAAGGGGAGACAGGAGAAAAUGGCAGACCCAAGAUGGAAGCACUUGUGCUGAGGGACUUGAUGGUGAACCUGCUUUUGCUCUCAACCUUCUCUAGGUCUUAACUGGUUGGUAGAAGUUCAUGGCGCAGUAUUAUUUUGCAUGUUAAUUAUAUCUACCUGAAUUUAGUAGAAGGGUGGGGAUGUUACCUGAAGUUGUUUCAUGAGCUAAUAGUCUUUUACCCCCCACCACCCUCUUACUGAAAAUUUUCUGUACUGUGUGGUUGUUUCUGCAGUGCCUUCCAACUUGCAAGAUGGGGGUGCUAGGACAUUCAUGAAUCAUUUAAUACAAUUUUUCCGAUUCGUAA